Messenger RNA from Tachyglossus aculeatus (Australian echidna), 1197 nucleotides. RefSeq names its product zinc finger protein 575 (gene ZNF575). The transcript is spliced from 4 exons. NCBI's taxonomy places the organism in Eukaryota, Metazoa, Chordata, Mammalia, Monotremata, Tachyglossidae. Bases 294 to 1079 code for a protein of 261 amino acids. Gene Ontology annotation, biological process: regulation of transcription by RNA polymerase II. Gene Ontology annotation, molecular function: RNA polymerase II cis-regulatory region sequence-specific DNA binding; DNA-binding transcription factor activity. The record is from RefSeq and is a predicted model, not a curated record.
UCCCUUUGAGCGCGCACGCGCACGUCCCGGAGCGGGGGAGUGCGUCGUGCGGACGUAGCCCCCCGUGCGUGCGCGCGCCCGGCGGUGCAGCCCCCGCAGCCCCGAGAGCAGCGCAGCAGCAGCGGCGGCGGGAGGGGCCCGGAGCCCCGCCCCCCCCGGGGAGGGGCCGCGCGGACAGCUGCCUCCCCGCUGGGGAUGAGACCGGGACGCGGGGAGAAAGGAGCUAACGGGGCCGCCAUGGCCCUCGCCUAGGACUGGAGUGCAGGUGGGCAGGUGCCCGUCGCCCGCUGACCAUGCUGGAGCGAGGAGACCAGGCGGCCGGCGCCAGCGGGAGGACCCCCGUGGGCAAGGACCCCGUCGUGACCAACGGAGGGGCCUCCCGUAAAGCCAAGCCGAAGCGAAGCCAGCCCCCCGAGUCCGGCCCGGCCGGCGGGCGGGGGUCCGGGCAGCAGCCCCCUUCGCGCGCCCGCCGCCCGCCGCCCCCUCAGCGUCCCCACCGCUGCCCGGACUGUGACAAGAGUUUCUCGUACCCGUCCAAGCUGGCCACGCACCGGCUGGCCCACGGCGGCCAGCGGCCCCACCCGUGCCCCGAGUGCCCCAAGUCCUUCUCCUACCCCUCCAAGCUGGCCGCCCACCGCCUCACCCACAGCGGGCACCGCCCCUUCCCCUGCCCGGACUGUCCCAAGGCCUUCGGUCACCGCUCCAAGCUGGCCGCCCACCGCUGGACCCACUCCCCAGCCCGCCCCUACCCCUGCCCCGACUGCCCCAAGUCCUUCUGCUACCCGUCCAAGCUGGCCGCCCACCGCCACACCCACGCGGGGGGCGCCCGCCCCUACCCCUGCCCGCUCUGCCCCAAGUCCUUCUGCUACCCGUCCAAGCUGGCCGCCCACCAGCAGCGGCACGGGGCGGCCGCCCCCGGCCCCUCCCCGGCCUCCCCGGCGGCCCGGGAGGCGGCCGCCCAGCACCGCUGCCCCACCUGCGGCCAGGGCUUCGGCCAGAGGCGGCUCUUAGCCCUACACCAGAGGAGCCACCGUGGCGAGGCCAAGGGGGGCAAAGGAGCCAAGGUGGAGCGGGCCUGACCCCCUUCCCCUCAUCCCCCCGCCCGGGCCUGCUCAACUCCCAGCCGCCGCCAGCUUUCGGUUCCCCCCCGCCCAGCUCGUCCCCUGCUCCGUGCCAAUAAAUGGAUGCGAUUUCUAC